Insectozyma verbasci is the source of this 609-nucleotide messenger RNA. Lineage: Eukaryota; Fungi; Ascomycota; Pichiomycetes; Serinales; Debaryomycetaceae. The record is from the annotation of a GenBank genome assembly.
AUGACCUCUAAUUCUGGAAUUUGGGUAAUUGGAUAUGGUUCAUUAAUUUUCAAACCUCCACCAUGUGUCUCAUAUAAAGUGACUGGUUAUUUAACUGGCUAUAUAAGAAGGUUUUGGCAAUCUAGUAUUGAUCAUCGUGGUACUCCAGAAUCCCCAGGAAGAGUUGUUACAUUAAUUUCAUUAUCGGACUUAAAACAACAUCGAAAUAAAUUUAAAGAUUAUUUCAAAUAUGAAUUACAUGAGAAUAUAGAUCAAUUAAAAGAUAAAGAUUUAAAAGUGUAUGGAGUUGCUUAUUAUAUUGAACCAGAAAAUGAACAAUUCGUAAAGGAAUAUUUGGAUGUCAGAGAACAAAAUGGAUAUACCAUCCACAAUGUUGAAUUUCAUGUUGAUAAUUCACUGGAACUUAUUCAAAGUACUAUUUAUAUAGGUACUACUGAAAAUGCUGCAUUUAUUGGACCUGAAUCCCUUGAAGCAACUUCAAAAAUUAUCAAAACUAAUGAGGGCCCCAGUGGUCCAAAUAUAGAUUAUUUAUUAAAUCUAUACAAUUCAAUUAAAGAAUUAAAUGUUAAAGAUGAUUAUAUAGAAGAUUUAGUUAAAUCAUGUAUUUAA